This is a messenger RNA of Plasmodium yoelii, 2817 nucleotides long. Its product is annotated as vacuolar protein sorting 35. NCBI's taxonomy places the organism in Eukaryota, Apicomplexa, Aconoidasida, Haemosporida, Plasmodiidae. Gene Ontology annotation, cellular component: retromer complex; retromer, cargo-selective complex; late endosome. The transcript has 2 exons. The coding region runs from base 1 to 2817 and encodes 938 amino acids. Gene Ontology annotation, biological process: retrograde transport, endosome to Golgi; intracellular protein transport. The record is from RefSeq and is a predicted model, not a curated record.
AUGAAUUCAUAUAAAGAAUCUAAUCAUGUAGUAGACCAAAAACGAUUAUUGGAUGAAUGCAUUUUCGUUGUUAAGGAGCAAAGUUUUUUUAUGAAACAAGCUCUGGAUAAUGGCUCCCUACGAGAUACUCUAAAGCAUGCAUCCAACAUGCUGUGCGAAUUAAAAACGACAGAAUUGUCUCCGAAAUAUUAUUAUGAAUUGUACAUGUUAAUAUUUAAUGAGUUGCAACAUUUAGAUAGUUUUAUAAAUGAUAAAAAAAAACAUAAAAAAAAAUUUAUUGAUAUAUAUGAAAGUGUGCAGCAUGCAGGAAACAUAAUACCUCGUUUAUAUUUGUUGAUAAUUGUUGGAAGAAAUUACAUAAAAAAUAAAGAUAUAAAAGCAAAAUAUAUUUUAAAAGAUAUGACAGAAUUAUGUAAAGGUAUACAGCAUCCAUUAAAAGGAUUAUUUUUGAGAUAUUUUUUGAUACAGAUGUGUAAAGAUAGAAUACCAGAUACAGGAAGUGAAUAUGAAGAAUCAGGAGGAGGAAAUAUUAAUGAUGCAUUUGAAUUUUUAUUAACAAAUUUUUAUGAAUGUUUAAAAUUAUGGAAUAGAAUGAAUGAUAAAAUAAUACCAGUUAGUGGAAAUACAUCUAAUAUAGAUGAUAAUGUUUUAAAAAAUAAUAAAAUUCAAAUUUCUAAAGAAAAAAUGGAUGUUAAAAUGUUAGUUGGUUCUAUAUUAGUUCGAAUGUCACAAUUAGAAGGAAUGACAAAACAAUAUUAUAUAGAAAAAUGUUUACCAAAAUUAUUAUUAUAUUUAUCUAAUAUUAAUGAUUCAAGAAUCCAACAAUAUAUAUUUGAAUCUAUUGUUCAGGUAUUUAGUGAUGAAUGUCAUUUAUAUAGUUUAGAAAUAUUAUUAGAUUCUAUUUUAAAAUUAAAUAAUUCUGUUGAUUAUAAAAAUAUACUCAUUACAUUAUUAAAAAGGUUAAGAUCUUUUAUUGAACAUAAUAAAUCUGAUUUCCCAAAAGAAAUUGAUAUAUUUAAUUUGUUUUAUAACCAUCUUGUUAUAUAUGCUGAUAGAACUAUAGAACAAUGUAGAAACGAAUCUGAUGGUUUUAAUAAUGUACAAAAUAACUUAAUAAAUAUUAAUGAUAAAGUUUGUAAUUUAAAUAAAAAUAACGAAGAUAUAGAUGUGUCUCAAAAUGUAACUAGACUUAAUGAUCAAAAUAUUCAAAAAAAUUCUAUUAUUGUAAAUGAUAAUAAUAAUAAUAAUAAAAAUGUUAAAAAAAACAAAGAAGAAACUGUUCAAAUUAUAAUAAAAAUGCUUCAAGUUUUAUAUGAAUUUAUUUUUUUAUGUAUAUGUAUGUAUGAUAGUACAAGAAUUAAUGGAUUAUUCGAAUUAGCAUAUAAAAUAGUAUCAAAUGUUAAUAUAAAUGAUGAUGAAAUUUCUGAACAAGUCAUAAAUAUUAUUGUUUUACCAUUUAACCAUUUAGGAAUUAAUGCACUAAAAGCUAAAAAUAUUAAAAAUUUAUUAAAUAGUAUAAAUGAUAAAUAUAAAAAAAAAUUAAGUUUAAAUAUUAUUGAUGCUAUUAUAGAAUGUAAAAAUAAAGAAAUCAUAUAUCAAAAUGUUGAAGAAAUGUUAAAAUUUAUUUCAUGCAUUUUUUAUGAUGAUAUUAUAUCGACCCCAAAAAAAAAUAUUAAUAAAAAGGAUCCGUUUAAUUUUGAAAAUAAUUCAAUUAUAUAUACAUCAGAAAAGAUAUCAAAAUUUUUUCAUAUCAUUACAAACACAAAUGAUAUAGAUCAAAAAUAUAACACAUCUAUGUUAUUUUAUAAUUAUAUAUAUGAUAGUAUAUAUUUCAGUCAAUUACUUCCUAGUAUCAUAUUUACUUUUUUAAAUUUGGUCACAAAAAUAAUAGAUAUUGGAACAUCUAUUCCAGAAAAUAAUGAAAAUAUAAAUUUAUUAGAUUCUGAAUCAAAUAAAAAACGUGAAGACACAUAUUAUGAUACAUAUCUUAAUAAUUAUACAAAUAAAGAUGUUAACACAAAUUCUAAUUUUUAUCUACAAGAAACCGAAAUUUUAAGUGAAGAUAAAAUUAAUCAAUAUAAUAAAUAUGCAAAAAAUAUUUUCAAAUUUAUACAUACUAAUUUAUUAACUAUUUCAAAUGAUAUACCAAUUUUAGCAUUUAAAAUAUUUUUACUUACAUCUAUAGUAGUAAAUAAAUAUGAUAAAUUUAUAAAUGAUUAUUCUUUUAUAUCUUUUGAUAAUAUUGAAGAUAUCUGUUUAGAAUUUAUUACACAAGCUUUAAUAAUUUAUGAAGAAUGUAUAAAUUUAUCUUCUCAACAAUUUGAAUCUAUUAUAUGGGCUAUUGGUAUAUUAACAUCACAUAUUAAUUUAUUAGAUAAUGAAAAUUAUAAUAAUAUAGCUCUAAAAUUAUGUCAACAUGCUAAUAAAUUAUUAAAAAAAAAAGAUCAAUGUAUUGGACUCUUAAUGUGUUCUCAUUUAUAUUGGGAAAAUAAAAAAUAUAGAAAUAGUAAAAAAACUUAUGAAUGCUUACAAAAAGCUUUAAAAGCUGCAGAAAUUGCUAUACAAUCAAACAGUGAUAAUAUAUUUUUAUUUGUUUAUACUUUAAAAAAAUAUAUAUAUUAUUAUGAAUUAUCAAAUAUAGAAAUUACUGAAAACAGUAUUAAUUAUCUCAUUAGCAUAUGUCAAGAGUAUUAUUCUGAUAUUUCUAAAGAUAGCUCAAUUAAUCAAGAAUAUUUACAAAUUUGUAAGGACAUACAAACUAAGAAACAAACUAAUCAAAAUCUUUUUGAGAAUGUUAAUGUUUAUUUGCCUAGUUAA